AUGCUUCUCCUUCCUUCGCCUUCGUGUUCCCUUCCCCGCACCUCCCUCCCUCCCUCCCUCCCUCCCUCCCUCCCUCCCUCCCUCCCUCCCUCCUCCCUCCCUCCCUCCCUCCCUCCCUCCCUCCCUCCCCUCCCUCCCUCCCUCCCUCCCUCCCUCCCUCCCUCCCUCCCUCCCUCCCUCCCUCCCUCCCUCCCUCCCUCCUCCCUCCCUCCCUCCCUCCCUCCCUCCCUCCCUCCCUCCCUCCCUCCCUCCCUCCCUCCCUCCCUCCUCCCUCCCUCCCUCCCUCCCUCCCUCCCUCCCUCCCUCCCUCCUCCUCCCUCCCUCCUCCCUCCCUCCCUCCCUCCCUCCCUCCCUCCCUCCCUCCCUCCCUCCCUCCUCCCUCCCUCCCUCCCUCCCUCCCUCCUCCCUCCCUCCCCUCCCUCCCUCCCUCCCUCCCUCCCUCCCUCCCUCCCUCCCUCCCUCCCUCCCUCCCUCCCUCCCUCCCUCCCUCCCUCCCUCCCUCCCUCCCUCCCUCCCUCCCUCCCUCCCCUCCCUCCUCCCUCCCUCCCUCCCUCCCUCCCUCCCUCCCUCCCUCCUUCCCACAAAGCCCUCGAAGCAAGGCACGCACCAGCGACGUUGGGGCGGUCGUCCAUCUGCGCGUGGUCAAAGUCAGCGCGCAUGUGCUUCACCUCGUCCAUCAGCUCUAUGGCCACACGCCUUUAUCAACCACCUGUGGGCUUCCAGUGA
Molecule: messenger RNA, 726 nt
Organism: Closterium sp. Naga37s-1
Lineage: Eukaryota; Viridiplantae; Streptophyta; Zygnematophyceae; Desmidiales; Closteriaceae
Source: the annotation of a GenBank genome assembly